GUCUCUUCUCGUCUAGUUAGUUCACAGGAACCAGACUGUGGCACUGGUGUCUCGUCGUUUUGGAAGUUCGAUGGAUCGGGCGGGAAAAUGCUAGGGGAGAUGGGAACUCUCCUCUUAGUUGCGGGAGCUAUUCGGACUAGUUUGGAGAAAGUUUGGGCGGGUCUGGACGAAGAGACCCGAAAGAGAAUUUAAAAUAAAAGAGAAUAUGUCUUUCUUUUAAGAAAGGAUAAGAAAGAGAGAUAGAACGAAAAUGGGAUCAAGUCAGAUGUUGAGAUCAGUUCGGAUUUUGACGGUGAAAAAGGCCGAUAAUGGGAUGGACCAGGGGAAUUCAAGGCUUUCAAAAAGAGGGGAAGAGGGAAAAAUUAGAAGAAUAAGCACUACCUCUUGGUUGAAGAUGUUCCCUCCUCGCCUUGGGGUAAAAGGGUCAGAACUGAGUAAAAGAACAAGCAGUCUGUAAGUAAUAGUACGAAGCGGCCCUGAAGCGCAAGGCAAAGGUACCGAUGCAGCAUAACAAGCAAAUAGAAAAUGACGAGAUCGAGUGACAGAUGCGGUUUACCUAACGCCAAAAUAGAAUUAAAAUAAGGGCUGGAAG
Messenger RNA from Aspergillus welwitschiae, 592 nucleotides. RefSeq lists its product as uncharacterized. NCBI's taxonomy places the organism in Eukaryota, Fungi, Ascomycota, Eurotiomycetes, Eurotiales, Aspergillaceae. Bases 251 to 457 code for a protein of 68 amino acids. The record is from RefSeq and is a predicted model, not a curated record. The transcript has a single exon.